Molecule: messenger RNA, 3494 nt
Organism: Hemiscyllium ocellatum (epaulette shark)
Lineage: Eukaryota; Metazoa; Chordata; Chondrichthyes; Orectolobiformes; Hemiscylliidae
Gene: socs6a
Product: suppressor of cytokine signaling 6
Exons: 3
Coding region: 375-1982 (535 amino acids)
Biological process (GO): intracellular signal transduction; regulation of growth; phosphatidylinositol phosphate biosynthetic process
Cellular component (GO): phosphatidylinositol 3-kinase complex
Molecular function (GO): 1-phosphatidylinositol-3-kinase regulator activity
Source: RefSeq, a predicted model, not a curated record
GAGCAGGCGGCUGGAGUCUGUCCCUCCCCCCCUGCCCGAUCCAGCCCUCCCCUCCUUCCCGCCCCUCGGGGCCCGGGCCGGCCGGCAGGCGCUGAUGGCAUGAAGGUUGUGGUGGAGCCUGGGCGGACUGCAGCUGGAGCUAGUGAAACCAUCUCUCUUCCUGAUGGCUGGCAUUGACCUAGACAGUUCCGAACCUUCAAACCAUAUUUGACCCUUAGCUGAGCUUCUGGUUGGGUAUCUACAUCAUCACUAAGGAGAUGGAUAUCUUGGUGUUUAGCUGUGUUCUGGACAAAGAAAACCACACUGGUUAGAUUGGUACAAAGAACAACAUUGGAGUGAUUGCUGUGUGAAAAGACUUGUACAUCUUUUUCAGGAUGAAGAAAAUCAGCCUUAAAACGAUCAGAAAAUCUUUUAACUUAAACAAAGGGAAAGAUGAAAAUGAGUUUGUGGUUGUACAGCACCAGUCACUUGUCAAUGAUUUUGGGAAGGAAGAUUCUCUCUUUAGUUGUUAUGGGAAAGAUUUGGCUGGUAAUGAUCUAAAUAAAGCAGAUGAAGAUGAUAAAGGACCAAAAAAUAAAUCAAAAGGUGAAGGUUUGAUGGGCACCUUGAAAAGGAGGCUUUCUGCAAAGCAGAAACAAAAGGCAAAAGGGAAUUCACCUCCUCUUAACUUGGAAGAUGAUCGAUUUUCUUCCUCUUCAACUCCAAGUAUUAAUGACUUAAAAACUCAAAGACCCUUAAGAUCCACCUCACUUCGGGGCCAUCAUUAUAGUCCUACACCUUGGCCUUUACGAUCAGCCAGCUCUGAAGAGACCUGCAUUAAGAUGGAGGUUAAGGUCAAAGCAUUAGUCCACAAUAACAGCCCAAACCAGGCAUUAAAUGGCGUUCGUAAGGAGUUCCAUGAUAUGCAAACAGAUCGUGUCUUUCAGGAACAGAGCAAUACAAUUGAAGAAAUUGAGCCCCAAAAUGACAGUUCUAAUUUGAAUACUGAUGAAUCUUGUCAUGUUCCUGUGGUUAUUGGAUUGAUGCCUCAGAAUUACAUUCAGUACACAAUGCCUUUAGAAGAGGGAAUGUUUCCUAUGGAAGGGUCCCGUACCUGUUGUCUUGACAAUCCAUUGCCAAUGGAAGUUUCAUCAGUGCCAUCCCAUCUAUGUAGCAGCCCACUACAGACAGAUGAAGGCCAUAUGGUCCCAAAUUUAAUGGUUGCUUCUGAUAUAUUCUUGGACCCACCUGUAAAUGGUCUUUUGAUUGGUACAACUGGUGUCAUUUUGCCGAAUUCAAAUUCUAAUCAUGUUGAUCUUCCUCCACUAUCUCCACUCCUACCUCCGAUUCCAAAUCAAAUGCAAUUGACAUUUCCUGGGUUUGGUGGUACAGCAGCUCAUGUAGCAGAAAGAGUUCGUCAUCAUUUGAACUUUGAUCCAAAUUCUGCUCCUGGAGUAGGGAGAGUUUACGACUCUGUACAAAAUAAUGGUCCAAUGGUGGUCACAAGUCUCACUGAAGAGCUGAAAAAACUUGCAAAGCAAGGAUGGUACUGGGGUCCCAUAACACGAUGGGAGGCAGAGGAGAAGCUUGCCAAUGUGCCUGAUGGUUCUUUUCUUGUACGUGAUAGUUCUGACGACCGUUAUCUUUUAAGUCUGAGUUUUCGUUCACAAGGCAAAACUCUUCAUACUAGAAUAGAACACUCAAAUGGAAGGUUUAGCUUUUAUGAACAACCUGAUGUGGAGGGGCACACAUCUAUUGUAGAGUUAAUUGAACACUCAAUUAAAGACUCUGAAAAUGGAGCAUUUUGUUAUUCUAGGUCUCGCCUACCUGGCUCCGCAACUUAUCCUGUAAGACUAACAAACCCAGUCUCCCGAUUCAUGCAAGUGCGGUCACUACAGUAUCUGUGUCGUUUUGUUAUUCGUCAAUACACUCGAAUAGAUUUAAUUCAAAAACUGCCUCUGCCAAACAAAAUGAAGGAUUAUUUGCAGGAGAAGCACUACUGAAAAGUUUUGAAAUCUUGCAGAUUGAUUGCACUUUUGGAACUGGAAUGCAUUGGAAUUUUUAAAAAAAUAUAAUUUAUCAAAAAUUAGAUUUAAGAAGUUGUUGUUUAUGUGCUCCUUCAUUUUGUAAUCACGGGCCUUUGUUGUCAUUCUCUUAUCCUCUUUCCCUUCUCUCCACCAUCCACCCAACACCUGUUGAGCAUGGUCUACUAUUUGCCAAAUUGUCACCCCAUUUUUCACAUUGAGCUGCAACAUUAUUUUUUCAAUCACCUAUGAAAGACUGCCACACCAAUCCGCACCCAGUUUUUAUAAAUUUUAAACUGUUAACUGCAGGUUUGCAAAACUGUUCUCGAGAGCGACAUUGAAGACCUAGCCCAUUGAUUAUGGCCAUGUGCACAGUAUUCUGUGCAGGCUGGUUUUAUUCAAGAGCAAGUGACCUUCCAGCAGCAGUAUGUACCAAAUGAGAUAACACCUGGGCAAUUUGUCUUCAAAGCCAAGCCAUGAUUUCUUUCCAAUUGAAAAAACAUCACUAGAGUAAAACAAGACAAUGUAUUCAGUGUCUUAGGUGGUACACGGGGUAAACAGUGUACUGUUGUUGUUUAAUUGGCUGUGUGCUGACAUUAUCAGCAGCUGGCAACCUGGAGUGUUGUAUCUUGUCACUUUUCCUCUGUAGAGAAUUACUGUAAUUCUGACAAACCUUCCUUAACAGACUUGUGCAUGAGUCCAAAAAUUCAUGAUUUUUUUCAAUUGGAAUUGCUUAUCUUAACAUUCUUCUUUUAAAGGGGGAAUUUGUUUUUAUACUCCUUAAUUCAGAAUUUUCAGUUUGAUUUGAAAGAUAGUUUCCAAAUGCCUUUUUAAUGUAGAGCACAACAUAGAUUUAUUUUCACGUCUGGUUUGCACAUAGGGUUCAUAUGCCAGUUUGUGCUUGUUUGCCCCCGGACCAAUUUUGUAAAGGACCAUCUGCCAGUAUUUCUUUGAGUAAUGGUUUGAAAACCAGUGGGAGACCACAUUAAACACAGUAAAUAUUGAAGAGUAUUAUCCCUGGUUUUAAAGGGAGCUGAUGAGCUUUAUUUGCCAAUUUCAGAUUUUUUUCAAAAUGGUUGUAGGAUAUCAACAUUAAUUUCUAUGAGGUAAUAUGGAAUGACUUUUUAUGGAUUUGUUUGUUUUCAAUGGAGUAAUAUGAAUUGUAAUUUGGAUAUCAUGGUUCAGGACUUUGAACAAUUACUCAAUGUCUGUGUAUCCUUGUAAUCACCAGGUAAAGAUUGGUUAAUCAUACCAGUGAGGUAAAUUGGAUGUUUUGUGAUUUUUAUCAGUUGGCAUAUUAUUACUCUAGUUCAUUUGUAUUUUAAUAGACCAACUGACUGAAAUUUAGCAAUAAUUUGUUUUCUUUUCCACCUUCAGUUGAAGUACUUUGUGCACUUUUAGGUUGUGUAUUUUUUUGUUUCAUAUUUUCCUGUAUUGCCAUAUAGAAAACUUCUGUAAGUGUACAGGCAAAACUGUUCCUAUAAAAUCAUU